Molecule: messenger RNA, 1499 nt
Organism: Ctenopharyngodon idella (grass carp)
Lineage: Eukaryota; Metazoa; Chordata; Actinopteri; Cypriniformes; Xenocyprididae
Gene: sult5a1
Product: sulfotransferase family 5A, member 1
Exons: 6
Coding region: 24-902 (292 amino acids)
Biological process (GO): sulfation
Cellular component (GO): cytoplasm
Molecular function (GO): sulfotransferase activity
Source: RefSeq, a predicted model, not a curated record
UUCAUAGACACACACGCGCAGACAUGGCUCGACUAGAUGUCACCGAAACCUUUCACAGCAUCAUGUUUCCUGGGCACCUGCAUACCCAAGACUCCCUGAAUUAUGCGACCAACUUUAAGUUCCAGGACACAGAUAUCGUAAUUGUCACUUAUCCGAAAUCAGGAACCACAUGGAUGCAGGAAAUCAUCACUUUGGUUUUGAGUAAAGGGGACCCAAUAAUAGCCCAAACUCAGCCCAACUGGGCCCGUGCCCCAUGGCUUGAGCAGUACUACUGCUCUGAAGUUCUAAAUGCCUCUAAAGGGCCUCGCAUUAUUACUACACAUCUGCCUUAUCACCUGCUGGCACCGGCCCUCAAACAGUCCAAAGCAAAGGUUAUAUAUGUGGCCAGAAAUCUCAAAGACGUGUCCGUUUCAUAUUAUCACUUCCACAAGGUGGCCAAAUUUCUGCCUGACCCAGGGACUUUCUCUGAGUUUCUGAAUGCUUUCCUGGAGGGUACAGUGCAUUAUGGCUCUUGGUUUGACCAUGUCAAGGGCUGGACCAGUCACUCACAAGAUAUUGAGAACUUUCUUUACGUCACAUAUGAGGAAAUGUGGCAGGACCUUUAUGGGGCUCUUCAGAAAGUGAGUCGUUUCCUGCAGUUCCCUUUAGCUGAGGAUGAGCUGAUCCUUGCUCAGAAGCACUGUAGUUUCAAUAGCAUGAAGGAAAAUGCCAUGGUGAACUACACCCUCAUCCCUCAGGAGAUCAUGGACCACAGCAAGGGCAAGUUCAUGAGGAAAGGUAAAGUUGGAGACUGGAAGAACAUAUUCACUGAGGAGGAGAGUUUUCUCGCUGAUGACGUCUACUCUUCACAGAUGGCAGAUUCCUCUCUGAUGUUUAUAUGGGAAUGCCCUAGGGAGACUUAGGCCUUGGAUAACCAUUUAUAAUCACCAUCACCCAGAUAGAGAUAUGUUAAGAUGUUGUAUUUAUCGUUAUCAGCGUUUUAUGUUUCUUAUGUGGAUUUCGCCAUCUUAUUCAGAUCUUAUUCUUAUAUAACCACUCAUCACUGCCAAUAUGCUUCAUUAUACAUUUAUUAAUGUUCCUAAUAUUUCACACUGAAAUGCCCUGGCGUGAAUAAGCUGAAAAAAAUAAGGUUUCAGCCAGAGACCUUCAGAGAAAUGUAGCAAUAUUUAUGUAAUUUAUUAGUAUUAAUUUUAUAUUUUUGUUUGAUGCAAUAUAACUUACAUUAUAAUAUUAUAUGAACAAAACCAGUCAUGUAUAUCAGAUGAGUGGAAUUAUAUUCUAUAUUGUUUGACCUGUUAGAGAUAUAUUUUUUUCAAAGCAAAAUAACGAAUUUAAAAAUUUAAGAAUUUAAAAAUUUAAGUGUGAUUUUGUGUACUAAAGCAAUGUAGAGCUUUGAAACAAUGAUUUUUCAUUUUGCUUUUAUACUAUUAUCAUUAAUGUGCAAUGCUAUUGUGAAGCAAAAACAUCACAAAAUGUACAUAAACCUACUUGACAACCUC